This is a messenger RNA of Elgaria multicarinata webbii, 4153 nucleotides long. It is a transcript of the gene OAS3, whose product is annotated as 2'-5'-oligoadenylate synthetase 3. NCBI's taxonomy places the organism in Eukaryota, Metazoa, Chordata, Lepidosauria, Squamata, Anguidae. Gene Ontology annotation, cellular component: membrane; nucleoplasm; cytosol. The record is from RefSeq and is a predicted model, not a curated record. Gene Ontology annotation, biological process: regulation of ribonuclease activity; negative regulation of viral genome replication; defense response to virus. The coding region runs from base 8 to 3835 and encodes 1275 amino acids. Gene Ontology annotation, molecular function: double-stranded RNA binding; 2'-5'-oligoadenylate synthetase activity. The transcript has 21 exons.
UGUCGGAAUGUUCUCUCCUGUCUCCGUCUCUGCCAUGAAUCUCUACGACACUGAAGCAAGGCGGCUGGAUAAGUUCAUCUAUGACUAUCUCCAACCCAACCAGGCCUUCCUGUGGCAGGUGCGCAAGGCCAUCGACAUCAUCUGUGAGUUCCUGAAGAGAACGUGCUUCACAGACGCAACUUGCUCGAUAGUUCCCCGACCCCAGGUGCUGAAGGUGGUUAAGGGAGGCUCGUCAGGGAAAGGCACAGCCCUGAAAGAGGGUUCAGAUGCCGACCUUGUGGUAUUUCUAAACAUCUUCAAAGGCUACACAGACCAGGAAAGGGACAGGAAGAAGAUCAUCGAGGAGAUUCAGAAGCGGCUCAGAGAAUGCCAGGAACAGAUGAAUUUAAAUGUGUUGAUUGAGGAAUCAAAGUGGGACAACCCACGUGUGCUCAGCUUCAAGCUUCGUUCUUACGUCGUUGAGGAGUAUAUUGACUUUGAUGUGCUGCCAGCUUUUGAUGCUCUCGGUCAAUAUCAGGGCACCAAGCCUGACCCUCAGGUGUACAUUGACCUGAUCAGGAGCAGCGGCAGCCGAGGCGGUGAGUUCUCCACCUGCUUCACGGAGUUACAGAAGAAGUUCAUCAUUGAUCGCCCCACCAAGCUGAAGAGUCUCAUCCGGCUGGUGAAAUACUGGUACAAACAGUUGCCAAAGAGGAAGUUGAUGCCCCCCAAGUAUGCGCUGGAGCUGCUGGCUGUCUACGCUUGGGAAGAAGGAAGUCGAGAUACGGAUUUCGACAUGGCGGAAGGGUUCCGGACGGUGCUUUGGCUCCUCCAGCAGCACAGGCAGCUCUGCAUAUUUUGGACUAUAAACUAUGACUUUGAGGAUGAGACCCUCGGGCGCUAUCUACGGACCCAGCUCAAGAAACCCAGACCAGUCAUCUUAGACCCAGCAGAUCCAACCGGGAUCGUAGGAGAGGGAUGCCGCUGGGAUCUGCUUGCAGAGGAUGCAGCAUGGUAUUCUGUUCAGAAAUGUUGCAAGAACUUCAAUGGAUCCUUGGUACAACCCUGGGAUGUGCUGAGGAUGGAUGUGCACUUCGGCUGGCUCCUGGACGCUGCACUGCCCAAGCCCCUCCUCAAUCUUCUGGAUGACCUCCUCCUCGCCUCUUUCCCGGGCUGCAGAGCCUUGGAGGGUGCUCAGAAACACCACGAGGGAAGCAGGAUGGAUGUGCACUUCGGCUGGCUCCUGGACGCUGCACUGCCCAAGCCCCUCCUCAAUCUUCUGGAUGACCUCCUCCACGCCUCUUUCCCGGGCUGCAGAGCCUUGGAGGGUGCUCAGAAACACCACGAGGGAAGCAGGAUGGAUGUGCACUUCGGCUGGCUCCUGGACGCUGCACUGCCCAAGCCCCUCCUCAAUCUUCUGGAUGACCUCCUCCUCGCCUCUUUCCCGGGCUGCAGAGCCUUGGAGGGUGCUCAGAAACACCACGAGGGAAGCAGGAUGGAUGUGCACUUCGGCUGGCUCCUGGACGCUGCACUGCCCAAGCCCCUCCUCAAUCUUCUGGAUGACCUCCUUCUCGUCUCUUUCCCGGGCUGCAGAGCCUUGGAGGGAUGGCUGCGUCAUAUAACCAAUGGAAUGCGGAUUCGGAACCACUCCAGGGCUUCCAGAGCGUAUAGACGGGGAGGUGACAUCUACCAGGCUCAGUUGUUGAGACGCUGCCUCCCUGCCUCCUACUCUGCCAUGGAUCUCUACAAUAUUGAAGCAAGGUACCUGGAUACGUUCAUCUCUGACCACCUCCAGCCCAAUAAGACCUUCCGGGGACAGGUGCGCGGGGCCAUCAAGAUCAUCUGUGAGUUCCUGACGACAACGUGCUUCACAGAUGCGACUUGCUUAAUAAAUCCCCGUCCCCUAGUGCUGAAGGUUGUUAAGGGAGGCUCAUCAGCAAAAGGCACAGCCCUGAAAGAAGGUUCAGAUGCCGACCUUGUGGUAUUUCUUGACAUCUUCGAAGGCUACACAGACCAGGAAAGGGACAGGAAGAAGAUCAUCGAGGAGAUUGAGAAGAGGCUCCAGGAAUGCCUGGAACAGAAGGAUGUAGAUGUGCGGAUUGAGAAAUCAAAGUGGGACAACCCACGUGUGCUCAGCUUCCAGCUUCGUUCUUACGACGUCGAGGAGUAUAUUGACUUUGAUGUGCUGCCAGCUUUUGAUGCUCUCGGUCAUUAUAAGGGCGGCAGGCCUGACCCUCAGGUGUACGUGGACCUGAUCAGGAGCAGCGGCAGCCAAGGCGGCCGGUUCUCCCCCUGCUUCACGGAGCUGCAGAGGGAUUUCAUCAUCGAUCACCCCACCAAGCUGAAGAGUCUCAUCCGCCUGCUGAAACACUGGUACAGACAGUUGCCAAAGGGGGAGUCGCUGCCCCCCAAGUAUGCGCUGGAGCUGCUGGCUGUCUACGCCUGGGAACAAGGAAGCAAAAGGACGGAUUUCGACAUGGCGGAAGGGUUCCGGACGGUGCUUUGGCUCCUCCAGCAGCACAGGCAGCUCUGCAUAUUUUGGACUAUAAACUAUGACUUUGAGGAUGAGACCCUCGGGCGCUAUCUACAGGCUCAGCUCCGGAAACCCAGGCCAAUCCUCCUGGACCCGGCAGAUCCAACUGGGAUCAUAGGAGAGGGAAGCCGCUGGGAUCUGCUUGCACAGUACGCUGCGGAGUGUGCUUUUCAGGAAUGCUGCAAGAAGUCUGAUGGCUCCAUGGUGAAACUCUGGGAUGUGCCGGCCUCCGUCCCUGCGCUCUACGACACUGAAGCAACUAAGCUGGAUGAGUUUAUCUCCGACUCUCUUCAGCCCACUAAGCCAUUUCUGGACCAGGCGCGCAGCGUCGUGGACACCAUCUGUGCAUUCUUGAGGGAUAAAUGCUUCAAAAAUGCGCCCCAGCCCCAGCCCCGGGUGAUGAAGAUUGUUAAGGGAGGCUCCUUGGGGAACGGAACGGCUCUGAAAGGGGGCUCAGACGCUUCCCUCGUGGUGUUUCUGAGCACCCUCCAAGGCUCUGCAGCCCAGGAAAGAGGCGAGGAGGAGGUCGUCCAGAAGAUUGAGGAGGGGCUUGGGCAGUGCAGCGUCCAGGAGCCAGCCGAAGUGCACAUCCAUCCUCUGAAGCAGAACAAGGGGCGUGGUCUCAAUGUCAAGGUGCGCUCUUGGAAAUUUGCAGAGUCCCUUGACGUCGAUGUGUUGCUAGCCUUUGAUGCGCUCGGCCAGAACACGAAAGGCAAGAGGCCCGAUCCUCAGGUGUACGUUGAUCUGUUCAUGAGCAGAGGCAGCCGUAGUGGUCAGUUCUCCCCCUGCUUCACGGAGCUGCAGAGGGAUUUCAUCAUCAGUCGCCCCUCCAAGCUGAAGAGUCUCAUCCGGCUGGUGAAAUACUGGUACAGGCAGUACAUCCAUCCAUACGAAACGCAGCUCCAAAGUGGGGAGUCUCUACCCCCAGAGGACGUGCUGGAGCUGCUGGCUGUCUACGCCUGGGAACAAGGAAGCGGAAAGACGGCCUUCGACAUGGCGGAAGGGUUCCGCACGGUGCUUUGGCUCCUCCAGCAGCACAGGCAGCUCUGCAUAUUUUGGACCCUAAACUAUGACUUUCAGGAUAAGACCCUCAAGGGAUACUUGCAAGGGCAGCUCCGGAAAUCCAGACCAGUACUCUUGGACCCAGCUGAUCCAACUAGGAACCUUGGAGAGGGGAGCCGCUGGGAUCUGCUUGCUAAAGAAGCUGAAGGCUGUUCUCAACAGGGAUGCUGCAAGAACGUCAGUGGAUCCCUGGUUGCUCACUGGGAUGUUCCGCUGCAGGUCCCUUGGGCGGACAAAUGGUUCUACUGCACCAUACUGUGACGGGACCCCUUGCAGCCUCCUUGCAUGGGAUGAAGUUUGGAGGUGGGAGAACAUCUUUCAUGUUCUCCCAGGCCGGUUUUGUAAAAAGAAAAGAAAAAAUGCCUUGCUGUGGUUUCGGAAAACUAGUGGCCCCUCGGAGGCUGUGUGGACCCAAGGCCACGAAUGUACGUUCUCUUCCUGCGCUUCCUCCAGCGUAAAUGCUUUUGCACAUAUUUAUACAGGAAUGGCACUUGGUUGUCUGGUGUCACUUUGCACUGCACAUUGUUUAGCAUGUGGUUUUUUUGUUUUUGUUUUUAAUAAAGUAAACAGAUACCUUAA